This is a messenger RNA of Chenopodium quinoa (quinoa), 1284 nucleotides long. RefSeq names its product transcription factor ILR3-like. NCBI's taxonomy places the organism in Eukaryota, Viridiplantae, Streptophyta, Magnoliopsida, Caryophyllales, Amaranthaceae. Gene Ontology annotation, biological process: regulation of DNA-templated transcription; intracellular iron ion homeostasis. Gene Ontology annotation, molecular function: DNA-binding transcription factor activity; protein dimerization activity. The coding region runs from base 380 to 1102 and encodes 240 amino acids. The record is from RefSeq and is a predicted model, not a curated record. The transcript is spliced from 5 exons.
GCCAUAUCUGAAAGUUUAUGCCAUACCUGCCUACCUGGUUGGUCAUUCUGACUGCGUUGUAGAUUCCACAUAAACAGAUAAACCUUUGCCUUCUAAAAAAGUCUCUAACACACGCCUCUCUUUUUAAAAAAUUCUUUUGUUGAUUGAUAAUAGUUUAUUCUUUCCCCUUUCUCCAUAUAGCCCCAGUGCCCCAAAAAAAGAACAAAUUCUUCGAUUUCCCAUGCAUCAAUGUAUUGACUAGAGUUGUACAUUUCUUUAUUUGCUCUCAAAACUUGUAUACUACAUACUAAUAAAGAAAAAAAAGAAUAUUUUUCUGCAAUAAUACGCCGGAAAGCUGUAGUGAGAUUCUGGUGUUUCCCAGUCAGAGUAAGGUUAAAGAAUGGAGUCUCUUGAAGAGGACUUUGAUCUCAACUGGGUUUGCUGUCUUCUUGAUGAUAUAUCAAGCAACUGUUGUGACUCUUCUGUCAUGCAGCCUGAUGUUCCUUUGCCUAUUCCUCGUUAUGAUUCUUAUUCCAGCUCCACCUUCCAUAGUGCGGCCACUCAAGAUUAUAGUGAGGGUUUGUAUGGUUUUGAUGACUGCUGCCGGAAAAGGGUCUGUGUGGGAUCAGUCACUGCAUCCAGCAGCUCCAAAGCAUGCCGUGAGAAACAAAGAAGGGAUCAUCUAAAUGAAAGGUUCCUUGAGUUAAGUGAAACAUUGAGGUCUGGAACAACACCCAAGUUUGACAAAGCCGCUAUACUAACUGAUGCUAUUCGGCAAGUAAAGCUGUUACGUGAAGAAACAUGUAACUUAACCAGCCAAAAUGGCAAAUUAAAAGAAAAGAUUAAUGAAUUGAAGGCAAAGAAGAAAGCCCUUCGCGCUGAAAAGCAUAGGUUAGUGUCAGAGAAAGAGAAGUUAGAGCAGAGAAUUAACUUUGUAGGUUCUUCUCCUAGCUUACAUUUCCAUCCUACUUCAGUUCCAACUUCAUACGCUAUCCCCUGUCAAGCAGUUGGUGGCAAACUGAUGCCCCUGGUUAAUUACUCCGGUGUUCCCUUUUGGCAAUUUGUGCCUCAAGCUGCAUUUGAUACCUCACAAGAUCAUGUCUUUCACCCUCCCGUCGCUUAAGCUGGAGCUAUUAUCCCUUCCUCGCAGAUCUCCCAUGGGCCUUGAAGUUAAUGGUUAAGUCUCCUUAUUGUAAGAUGCUCUGUUUCAGGAUGAAGGGAUGAAUUAACAAUGGAUGAUUGGCUGUUAUUGGAGUUAUUGUUAAUUCUGCUUAACUAAUAAACUAAUUCAGUAUUGCAUUGAUU